UCCAUAUAAAAACAGUGAUACCCCCUCCCCGUAUAAGUCAAUAAAAAACGGGAGCAUCUUUUGUAGGGGAACUGGAGCUUCGCGCUGCAGAAGUCUGACCCUCUCCGGCUCCCGUACGGUUGCGCUGUCAACCAGACCCAAACAAUCCGGCAGAUGGGGGCGGGGCCUGCGGUGACUGACAGCUCGGCUAUGAGUCACACAGGCAGCCGGGGCGCAGCUGCUGGGGGACCCCCGGGGGCCGGCGGGGAGCAGGGGCACGGCGUUCCAGGGCUGCAUGACAGGGGGCCUCGGGCGAGGUCAGCACUGCCGGCACAGGGGGAGGAUAAGGGGCUGAGUCUUGGGACAGAUUAUUGUGUGGCACAGGGGACAGAUAAAGGGGUGACACAGGGGGCAGAUAAGGGGGUGACACUGGGGACAGCUAAUAGGGUGACACAGGGGGCAGAUUAUUGGGUGAGACAGGGGACAGAUUAUGGGGUGACACAGGGGACAUGUAACGGGGUUACAACACUGGGGGCAGAUAAUGGGGUAAUAUCACAACCUGAAAUGGGGACAGAUAUUGGGGUGACACAGGUGCUAGGACUGGUUACAGGUAAUGGGAUAGCACGGGUGCCAGGACUGGGGACGGAUAAUGGGGUGACACAGGCGCCAGGACUGGUUACAGGUAAUGGGAUAGCACGGGUGCCAGGACUGGGGACGGAUAAUGGGGUGACACAGGCGCCAGGACUGGUUACAGGUAAUGGGAUAGCACGGGUGCCAGGACUGGGGAUGGAUAAUGGGGUGACACAGGCGCCAGGACUGGUUACAGGUAAUGGGAUAGCACGGGUGCCAGGACUGGGGACGGAUAAUGGGGUGACACAGGCGCCAGGACUGGUUACAGGUAAUGGGAUAGCACGGGUGCCAGGACUGGGGACGGAUAAUGGGGUGACACAGGUGCCAGGACUGGUUACAGGUAAUGGGAUAACACGGGUGCCUAGACUGGGGACAGAUAAUGGGGUGACACAGGCGCCAGAACUGGUUACAGGUAAAGGGGCGACACUGGUUCCACAACUGGGGACAUAUAACAGGAUGACAGGCCUGGGAACAGAUAUGUGGGUGACACAGUGUCUGGGAUUGGUGACAGAUCUGAGGGAUGAUAACUGGAUGACACAGGAGAUGGGGACUAAUAAUAGGGUGACACAGGUGCUGGGGAUGGAUAAUAGGCUAACACAGGUCCCAGGUCAGGACACUGAUAAUGAGGGGAUACAGGGGCAACGCCUGGGGACAGAGAAUAUGGUGACAAAGGGUUCAGGACAGAGGGCGCCCGGGCUCGUGCUGCGGCCUCAGAAUGGGAAGACGCAGGAGCCCAGGCAGGGUGAUGCCGGGCUACGUGCCACAUCCAGAGUCAGGAGUAAGAGGAGAGAGGCAUCCGGGGACAGAGAGGGGCAGAUAGGAUGUGCUGGUGGCAGGAGCUCUCCUUUUACAUGCCCACUUGCCACCACCAGAAAGUCUGAGCACAGGGUGACUGCUGGCAGGGGAAUGAGAUCUCCAAAUAAAGGGGAAAACAACGGGGGCCAGAAGAAGGUGGAGGGCAGGACACAGCGGAGGCACGUCACUGUCGACAGCUCCAAAGCUAAGUCGUCUCUGGAGGCGCUGAAGAUCAGCAUCAAGCAGCUGAAGUGGAGAGAAUUUCCCCAUGGUCGCCGCUUGCCGUGCGACAUUUACUGGCAUGGGGUAUCUUUCCACGAGAGUGAGAAUAUCUGCUCCGGACAAGUCAACAAGUUCCCAGGUAUGAUAGAAAUGGUGCGGAAGAUAAACCUCAGUCGGGCCGUAAGAACCAUGCAGGAGCUGUACCCAGAGGAGUAUAACUUCUACCCCCAGUCCUGGAUCCUUCCCGAUGAGUAUCAUCUCUUCACUGCGGAGGUGCGUAUGGCAAAGGAGAACGACCCUACCUGGAAGCCAGCCUUCAUUGUCAAGCCCGACGGCGGCUGUCAAGGAGACGGAAUCUACCUCAUUAAAGACCCCAGUGAAAUCCGGAUCAUGGCCAGCGUCCAGAACAGACCAUCCGUGGUCCAGGAGUAUAUCAGCAACCCAUUUGUCAUGGACAAGCUUAAAUUUGACAUGCGCCUCUACGUCUUACUGAAGUCCUUGGAGCCUCUGGAGAUUUACAUAGCCAAAGACGGUCUCUCGCGCUUCUGCACGGAGCCUUAUCAGGAACCCAACCAUAAGAACCUUCACCACAUCUAUAUGCACCUCACAAACUACUCUCUCAAUGUCCACAGUAAGAAUUUCAUCCACUCGGACAGCGCACACACUGGGAGUAAGAGGACUUUCUCCAGCAUCCUCUACAGACUCGCCAGCAAAGGCGUGGACGUCAAGAAAGUCUGGUCAGAUAUAAUUUCACUGGUCAUUAAGACUGUUAUCGCUCUUAUACCGGAGCUCAAGGUCUAUUACCAGGCAGAUAUACCACCAGGAAAACCAGGGCCGACAUGCUUUCAGAUUUUAGGGUUUGACAUCCUGCUCAUGAAAAACCUGAAGCCAGUGCUAUUAGAAGUGAAUGCAAAUCCCAGCAUGAAGAUAGAGCAUGAGCAAGAGCUUUUUCCAGGGAUCUACGAGAAUGUGCCGAGCCCUGUGGACGAGGAGGUGAAAAUCGCUGUAAUCAGAGACACACUGCGCCUGGUGGACCCGGCGAGGAGGCGGAAUUGCCACACGCAGCCUCACCCGCCGGACAGCGGGCAGAACAGGAAGACUGAUCUGCAUACAGGAGCCACAGAGCUGGCAGAGUCGGAUGGCAGUAACAGCCCAGUAAGCAACCUGUCGUCUCUAUGCCUCAAACAAGUCUUUCCAAAGUACUCCAAGCAGUUUACUCACCUGCGAGUGGCGGAGCGAAUUGCAGCCCUGUUUAUCCGAUUCCUGGGGGUGAAAGGAAGCAUGAAGAUGGGCCCCACAGGAUUCCGAACCUUUAUAAGGAGCUGUAAGCUGAGCAGCGGCAAUUUUUCAAUGGCAUCUGGAGAUAUUCUCUACAUUGACAUAACAAGACGCUGGAACAGUGUGAGCUUAGACCAAAGAGAGUCAGGUGUUCCAGGAAUGUGCCUUCAGGCGUUCAUUGAGGCUUUCUUCCACUUGGCCCAAAGACGAUUCAAAGGUUUCCCCCUUCACGAGCAAGUGCAGACCCUGGUUGACUUCUGCGAGAGCCACUUGGACUCUGGCGACGAAAAGAGACUGCUGUGCAGCAGAGGAGCGACGGAGAAGAGAACCGCGCUGAGCAGCUUGCACAAGGCCGAUGUGUAUGUGACCUCGUAUACGCCGCUCUUACACCGUUCACACCCGUCCUGCAACCUCACAGAUUACAAACUGCAGCAUUCAUGAGUAAAGCCUCUAACUCACCUGGCCGACAGUACAGCAGCUCUAAGGCCUGAUUGGUCACUUACCUGCACAGUUACAUAAUGCUUCCGUAAGACGUCUCAAAGAGAGCGCAAGAUGUUUACUCGGAUUCUGCGUUAUAGUCAUUUCUCUGGACACGGAGAAGCGUCCUUUCUAAGCCACAGGCAGGAUGUAAAGGGAAUGUAUCACUUUGGUAUCCCUAGUAGAGGGAUUUCCCUGUGGCUGAUAAGUACUAAGGCUCAAAUAGGCAAACGUUUCUCUGUAUUUUGUAUUUCAUGGAAUGCACUACUUGCAGCUAGCCUGUUGGCGUCACUGUUACUACUGAAGCCUAUGGAUAUUCACUUGGUGGCUAAACUUCUUAAAUGGCAAAUGGAGCCACUGUGUAAUAGGAAUUUUCUGAUUAGUAUUAAUGAAAGGAUGAAUAUGCAUUAUAUGUCUGGAGUGGGAUAUAUCCACAUGCUGUUUGACAUUCUGCCUUGUUAGGAGGGGGUGCUUCUCUGUCUUACCCAGAUAGCUAGGAAGACUUGUUCUGCAGGAAAGCACUGUGUUUGUUGGAGCAGGGCCGGUGAUUUCUGUAGAAUCAGCUCUGUCAGAUUCCAUCAGAAAAUGUGAGAGAGCUUCAGCUGUCUGUGUUGGAUGGGGAGGUAAUACUUUACGUGAUAACCGUGCAGCAAUGGACGUGGUAACCCUGAACAGUGGAUUUUAUCUUUAUGGUUCAUAGCAGAAAAUGUACAUUUUGAGCUCCAGUGGUUCUUUACGGCACAAAUGCAGUAAAAUAAUCCACUGGGCACUGUGUUAUGAAAUCACAGAGAGGAGCAGCGAGGAGUAUUGGAGAAGCCACAAAACUACUGUAAUGAGCAAUGAAGAUGGUAGGAGAAGCAGUAUAAUCCCUGAGAUGAGCAGUGCAGAGGAUUGGAGAAGCAGUACAAUCACAGUGAGGAGUAGUGAGGAUGGUAGGAGAGGCAGUAAAAUCACUGACUGGAGCAGUGCAGAGGAUUGGAGAAGCAGUGUGAGGAGCAGUGAGGAUGGUAGGAGAAGCAAUAUAAUCCCCUAGGGGACCAAUGAGGAGUAUUGGGGAAAAAGUAAAAUCACUGACAGGAGCAGUGCAGAGAAUUGGAAUGCAAUAAAAUCACUGAUAGGAGCAGUGCAGAGAAUUGGAAAGCAAUAAAAUCACUGAUAGGAGCAGUGCAGAGAAUUGGAAAGCAAUAAAAUCACUGAUAGGAGCAGUGCAGAGAAUUGGAGAAGCAGUGUGAGGAGCAGUGAGGAUGGUAGGAGAAGCAAUAUAAUCCCCUAGGGGACCAAUGAGGAGUAUUGGGGAAAAAGUAAAAUUACUGACAGGAGCAGUGCAGAGAAUUGGAAAGCAAUAAAAUCACUGACAGGAGCAGUGCAGAGAAUUGGAAAGCAAUAAAAUCACUGACAGGAGCAGUGAGGAAUGUUGGAGAAGCAGUAAAAUCAGUGAUGGGAACAGUGAGGAGUGACAGGAGCAGUGUAAAGGAUUGGAGAAGCAGUGAAAUCACUGAGAGGAGCAGUGAUGGUAGGAGAGGCAGUAUAAUCACUGAGGAGCAGUGCGGAGGCAGUGAAAUCACUGACAGGAGCAGUGAGGAUGGUAGGAGUGGCAGUAAAAUCACUGACAGGAGCAGUGCGGCGAUUGGGCAAGCAGUAGAAUCACUGACAGGAUCAGUGCGGCAGAUUGGGCAAGCAGUAGAAUCACUGACAGGAUCAGUGCGGCGGAUUGGGAAAGCAGUAGAAUCACUGACGGGUGCAGUGAGUUGGAGAAGCAGUAAAACUACUGACAGGAGCAGUGCAGAGGUUCAAGGAACUAGUAGGAUUGGUGAAGCAGUAGAAUCACUUACAGGAGCAGUGAGCAUGGUAGAAGCAGUAUAAUCCCUGAGAGGAGCAGUGCAGAGGCUUUGGGAAGCAGUAGAAUUGCAGUGAGGAGCAGUGCAGAGGAUUGGGAAAGCAGUACAGUCGUAGUGAGGAUGGUAGGAGAAUCACAGUGAGGAGCAGGGCAGAGGAUUGGGGAUGCAGUAGAAUCACAGUGAGUAUGGUAGGAGAGGCAGUAAAAUCACAGUGAGUAGCAGUGCAGAGGAUUGGGGAAGCAGUAGAAUCACAGGGAGCAUGGUAGGAGAAUUACAGUGAGGGGCAGUGCACAUGAUUGGGGAAGCAGUAGAAUCACAGUGAGUAUAGUAGGCGAGGCAGUAAAAUCACAGUGAGGAGCACUGCAGAGGAUUGGGGAUGAGGUAGAAUCGGAGUGAGGAUGGUAGGAGAAGGCAGUAAAAUCACAGUGAGGAGCAGUGCAGAGGAUUGGGGAAUCAGUAGAAUCACAGUGAGGAUGGUAGGAGAAUCACAGUGAGGAGCAGUGCAGAGGAUUGGGGAAGCAGUAGAAUCGCAGUGAGGAUGGUAGGAGAGGCUGUAAAAUCACAGUGAGGAUGGUAGGAGAGGCAGUAAAGUCAGUGAGGAGUGACAGGAGCAGUGCAGAGGAUUGGGGAAGCAGUAAAAUCACAGUGAGGAUGGUAGGAGAGGCACUAAAAUCACAGUGAGGAGCAGUGCAGGGGAUUGGGGAAGCAGUAGAAUCGCAGUGAGGAUAGUAGGAGAGACAGUACAAUGACAGUGAGGAGCAGUUCAGAGGAUUGGGGAUGAGGUAGCAUCGCAGUGAGGAUAGUAGGGGAGGCAGUACAAUCACAGUAAGGAGCAGUGCAGAGGAUUGGGGAAGCAGUAGAAUCGCAGUGAGGAUGGUAGGAAAGGCAGUAAAAUCACAGUGAGGAGCAGUACAGAGGAUUGGGGAAGCAAUAGAAUCGCAGUGAGGAUGGUAGGAGAAUCACAGUGAGGAGCAGUACAGAGGAUUGGGGAAGCAAUAGAAUCGCAGUGAGGAUGGUAGGAGAAUCACAGUGAGGAGCAGUGCAGAGGAUUGGGGAUGCAGUAGAAUCGCAGUGACGAUGGUAGGAGAAUCACAGUGAGGAGCAGUGCAGAGUAUUGGGGAUGCGUUGGGGAAGCAGUAGAAUCGCAGUGAGGAUGGUAGGAGAAUCACAGUGAGGAGCAGUGCGGAGGAUUGGAGAAUCAGUAGAUUUGCAGUGAGGAUGGUAGGAGAGGCAGUAAAAUCACAGUGAGGAUGGUGGGAGAAGCAGUAAAAUCACAGUGAGGAGCAGUGAGGAGUGACAGGAGCAGUGCAGAGGAUUGGGGAAGCAGUAGAAUCGCAGUGAGGAUGGUAGGAGAGGCAGUAAAAUCACAGUGAGGAUGGUAGGAGAGGCAGUAAAGUCAGUGAGGAGUGACAGGAGCAGUGCAGAGGAUUGGGGAAGCAGUAAAAUCACAGUGAGGAUGGUAGGAGAGGCACUAAAAUCACAGUGAGGAGCAGUGCAGGGGAUUGGGGAAGCAGUAGAAUCGCAGUGAGGAUAGUAGGAGAGGCAGUACAAUGACAGUGAGGAGCAGUGCAGAGGAUUGGGGAUGAGGUAGCAUCGCAGUGAGGAUAGUAGGGGAGGCAGUACAAUCACAGUAAGGAGCAGUGCAGAGGAUUGGGGAAGCAGUAGAAUCGCAGUGAGGAUGGUAGGAAAGGCAGUAAAAUCACAGUGAGGAGCAGUGCAGAGGAUUGGGGAUGCAGUAGAAUCGCAGUGAGGAGCAGUGCAGAGGAUUGGGGAUGCAGUAGAAUCGCAGUGAGGAUGGUAGGAGAGGCAGUAGAAUCACAGUGAGGAGCAGUGCAGAGGAUUGGGGAUGCAGUAGAAUCACAGUGAGGAGCAGUGCAGAGGAUUGGGGAUGCAGUAGAAUCACAGUGAGGAGCAGUGCAGAGGAUUGGGGAUGCAGUAGAAUCUCAGUGAGGAUGGUAGGAGAGGCAGUAAAAUCACAGUGAGGAGCAGUGCAGAGGAUUGGGGAUGCAGUAGAAUCGCAGUGAGGAUGGUAGGAGAGGCAGUAAAAUCACAGUGAGGAGAAGUGCAGAGGAUUGGGGAUGCAGUAGAAUCGCAGUGAGGAUGGUAGGAGAGGCAGUAGAAUCACAGUGAGGAGCAGUGCAGAGGAUUGGGGAUGCAGUAAAAUUACAGUGAGGAGCAGUGCAGAGGAUUGGGGAUGCAGUAGAAUCACAGUGAGGAGCAGUGCAGAGGAUUGGGGAUGCAGUAGAAUCGCAGUGAGGAUGGUAUGAGAGGCAGUAAAAUCACAGUGAGGAGCAGUGCAGAGGAUUGGGGAUGCAGUAGAAUCACAGUGAGGAGCAGUGCAGAGGAUUGGGGAUGCAGUAGAAUCACAGUGAGGAGCAGUGCAGAGGAUUGGGGAAGCAGUAGAAUCGCAGUGAGGAUGGUAGGAGAGGCAGUAAAUUAUAAUGAUCAGUGAGGAGGGUUAGGUAUGUAAUAAAAUGACCAUGAGGAGCAAUACGGAUAAAGUAAGUGACACGUUAGGAGAGAGAGACAGCUAAGUUACACAGUGAGAUGGAUGGAAACAUUAUAUAAUAGCUAGAGACCUCUCUUCGUCUUCCAAGGGCUGAGAAAUUGCGGAGGCAGAUCAGACCUCUGUGUAUACAGUAUAUAGACACUGACUCUAGGAAUGAUGGAGAUAAUUCAGUCACUUUAAAAAUAAUCUGGAACUGUGCUCCAGGGAACAUCUGUGUGUAAAUAACAUUUUCCUAGCCAAGCUCUGUACACUUCUUUCUGUUUUAUUAUUUAUGUUAUGGAAAUGUCAGCUUGUUCUUACAUGGUAAAAUACUGAUGAUAUUUCUUACAUGAAAGAGGAAACGCUGCAGCCAGCAUCUUCUCCGCUGUAAUUUGCCCCUCGGUGCGGAUAGCUUGGUGGACUCCAUCUUUGUGUCAGACAACCUGCGCCAUGUGUAACAGAACCAAUUGCUGGCUGUGAUUAUCCGUGAGAUGAGCGGUAAGUCUGACGGUAUAUACAGGCAGUACGAUAUGCGCAGGCCAUCAUUCCAUGUAAAUCACACACAGACGACGCGUUUCAUCAGCAAUAUACUGUUGUAUAAUUCUGUAAGAGAUCUGCCGUCUGUUUACACACAGAAUUAUUAUCUGUAUGAUUAUAACGUGGUCAUUGAUAGCAGAAUGUUUAGUAUUGUAUGUAUUUGGUUUUUAUAAUUACUAGUAGAGGUAAAAUUGUUUAAAAAUGAAACCACUUUUGCCUCAAUUCCCAACGGUGCAAUCUGCCCCUGAAGAAAAUCAGGAAUUGUUUUGCAACAAUCAAAGCACUUUUACAGAAUGGAUGCAGUAUCAUGUAUUGCUUGUACUGUAUGUGUCAUUGUAUUAAUAAUAUGUAUAUAUUUAUAACAUUUCUCACAGUAUAAAACACUUGUGCAAAGUU
Messenger RNA from Pseudophryne corroboree (corroboree frog), 8640 nucleotides. RefSeq names its product tubulin tyrosine ligase like 11 (gene TTLL11). Gene Ontology annotation, cellular component: cilium. Bases 154 to 3345 code for a protein of 1063 amino acids. Gene Ontology annotation, molecular function: tubulin-glutamic acid ligase activity; tubulin binding. NCBI's taxonomy places the organism in Eukaryota, Metazoa, Chordata, Amphibia, Anura, Myobatrachidae. The transcript is spliced from 9 exons. The record is from RefSeq and is a predicted model, not a curated record. Gene Ontology annotation, biological process: protein polyglutamylation; microtubule cytoskeleton organization.